GGAGUAUAAGGUUACAAAUAUAUUUGAAUAUCUUUAGCUUGGACGCCACGCUUUGGGUUGUUAUUCAGUAGUGAAUCGCCAGACGGAGGGCUAACACUGCCUUUAACUUUUCAUUACUCCAGAUAACUUUCAAAAUCAACUGCAAUCAUGUCCGACGAGGAAGAGGUCUACAGUGAAGAAGAGGAGGAGGAGGAGGAGGUCGUGGAGCAACACACGACCAAAGUAGAAGGCGAUGCAGCUGCUGGAGACCCAGAAUUCAUCAAGCGUCAAGACCAAAAGAGAUCAGAUCUCGAUGAUCAACUCAAGGAAUACAUCUUGGAAUGGCGCAAACAGCGUGCCAAGGAAGAAGAAGAUCUUAAACGCCUUAAGGAAAAGCAAGCUAAGCGCAAGGUAUCCCGCGCUGAAGAAGAAAAGCGUAUGGCCCAAAGGAAAAAGGAAGAAGAAGAACGCAGAAUAAGAGAAAUUGAAGAAAAGAAACAAAGAGACAUUGAAGAAAAGCGUCAACGUCUCGAAGAAGCCGAAAAGAAACGCCAGGCUAUGCUUCAAGCCACCAAGGAUGCCAACAAGAAGGGCCCCAACUUCACCAUCACCAAAAAGGACAGCAACUUCAACAUGUCUUCUGCACAAAUUGAAAGAAACAAGACCAAGGAACAAUUGGAAGAGGAAAAGAAAAUUUCUCUGUCCUUCCGUAUCAAGCCUCUGGAUAUCGAAUCUCUUAGCGUUGAAAAACUCAGACAAAAGGCCAAUGAACUUUGGGAAUGCAUCGUCAAGUUGGAAACUGAGAAAUACGAUCUGGAGGAACGCCAAAAACGCCAGGACUACGAUCUUAAAGAAUUGAAAGAAAGGCAGAAACAACAACUCAGACACAAAGCAUUGAAGAAAGGAUUAGAUCCAGAAGCCCUCACAGGAAAAUACCCACCCAAAAUCCAAGUCGCCUCCAAAUAUGAGAGACGUGUCGACACAAGAUCAUAUGAUGAUAAGAAAAAAUUAUUUGAAGGCGGUUUCGACACAUUGUUCUCUGAAGUAAAUGAAAAGUCAUGGAAACAGCGUUACGAACUAUUCCAGAAACGUAGUAAAACUAAGCUUCCUAAAUGGUUCGGCGAACGACCAGGCAAGAAAGCCGGAGACCCAGAAUCACCCGAAGGUGAGGAAGAACUUAAGGUCGAUGAUGUCUUGGACGAAGAAAUUGAAGAACCCACCUUUGAACCAGAACCAGAAGCUGAGGAGGAGGAGGAAGAAGAGGAAGAAGAAGAGGAGGAAGAAGAGGAAGAAGAAGAAGAAGAGGAAGAGGAAGAAGAAGAGGAAUAGACGCGCCUUUAAACGUAAGCUCACGCAAUACUUAUAUACAGAUUCACAAGAUUCCUACAAUUCAAUACAAUAUGAAUAUGUAAUAAAUCAUAGAUUUUUUGUUAAUUAAUAUAUUAAGGACAAGAGAAAAUAAACUCAUCUAUAUUUCAACUAAA
Molecule: messenger RNA, 1463 nt
Organism: Ctenocephalides felis (cat flea)
Lineage: Eukaryota; Metazoa; Arthropoda; Insecta; Siphonaptera; Pulicidae
Gene: TpnT
Product: troponin T
Exons: 13
Coding region: 148-1308 (386 amino acids)
Biological process (GO): regulation of muscle contraction; muscle contraction; sarcomere organization
Cellular component (GO): troponin complex
Molecular function (GO): tropomyosin binding
Source: RefSeq, a predicted model, not a curated record